AUGACUGCCAUGGGGCGAUUGGUCAACGGAGGGUUUAUCAUGGCGGAGAAGAGAGCCGCGGCGUCCUUGGAUGAGCUGCGCGCUGCCGUGGAGCGUGAUUUCUCGAAGAAUGUGGUCGUUUCUCAUGGCCUCUUUCGAUCGCCGUAUCCGUUUGGGGCGCAUUUGUUCUGCGAGGUGGAUACAGCGACUUUGGAUCGGAAAAAAUGGGGAGAUUCAAAAAUGGAACUUGUUUUGCGUGUUAUUGCUCUUCCUCCCGGGGAUUCAGCUCCUCUAGCAGCAUUCUCCAAAUUCCUGAAAGUUCUACACAGAGAUGCAACUCUGGAAGACGCGUCCUUCGAAGCUCUCGUAUUGGCACUCGAAAAAACCAGGUUUUUCUCAAGUGGUUUGAAGGAUCUUAGUAGGAGCAAUAGUGCUGUAGAGGAAAGGGAAGGGGAUGGAGAUUAUCAACAGCGAUUACUCCAGCUUUGUCUUGGCAGUAGUCAUCCGUGCAUAGCGCCGCUCACAGGUGCGUUCCUGGGGAACGAGACAUUAUAUCUAGUUUUUCCGCCAGCCCCAUAUACGCUGCGUUCGCUCUUACAUUUUAGCCCGGGUGCCUUGGGAGAUGACUGGCAGCUGCGGUUCUUUCUAUAUCAGAUCAUCGCCGGUUUGGCUCAUUGCCACAAGCUGGAAGUUUUUCACGGAAACAUAACUCCAUCCAGCGUGCUCAUCACGAGCAGUAUGUGGUGUUGGCUUACAGGAUUCGCUACGACCUCUAUACGUCGUGAAGUAUUUAAUCCAACAACGGAGACUUCUCUAGUUGAAGACGAGCUCGAGUGGAGAAGCCAGUUUAAGAAGUGGUUCCGGGGAGAGCUUAGCAACUUCGACUAUCUUCUACUUCUCAACAGGCUGGCCGGAAGAAGAUGGGGGGACAGGUGCUUUCAUACGGUCAUGCCGUGGGUGAUAGACUUCACAGCAAAACCCGACCAAGAGAAUGACACUGGCUGGCGUGACUUGACGAAGAGCAAAUGGCGCUUAGCCAAAGGGGACGAGCAGCUCGACUUUACGUACGCCACCGCCGAGAUUCCACACCACGUCUCGGACGAGUGCCUUUCGGAGCUCGCGGUCUGCAUCUACAAAGCUAGAAGGCUUCCGCUGCUGGUACUUCGUCGAGUUGUGCGCUCAGUGUACGAGCCGAACGAGUACCCAGUGAACAUGCAAAGGCUGUACCACUGGACGCCGGACGAGUGCAUUCCAGAAUUUUACAGUGAUCCAGAAGUUUUCCGGUCGAUACACCAUGGUAUGGGUGAUCUUGCUGUUCCAAGCUGGGCUGAAGAUCCCGAGGACUUUAUCCGUUUACACCGUUCUGCUUUAGAGAGUGACCGUGUUUCGAGGCAGCUCCACGAGUGGAUUGAUCUCACUUUUGGUUAUAAGUUGUCGGGUGAAGCUGCUGUUCUGGCGAAGAAUGUUACGCUUUCAACUACAGCACCGAGCAUGCCGAGAUCAUCAGGACGACGGCAGCUGUUUUCGAAGCCGCAUCCUAUGCGAAUGACUUCCAGCUCCAAGAAAAACCUCUUGGAACAGCUCGAGGAGUCAGCGUCCUUUUGCAGUUCUGGAAGGAGUUUGUCUCCAUGGUAUGGUGUACCAGUGCCCGAUCCGGAUGGACACAAUUCUACAAACUCGGAUCAUCCUCCAGUUGCAUCAAACGCCUGCGAGGCGAUAUUGCGAAACGUCGCAGAGUCCGACGAGAAACUCUGGGGUGAGCUUUUCCAGAAGCUCCAUUUCGAGCAGGACGAUGACGUCGACGACGAGAACGUAUCUUAUCAGAGACUAGUUGCAUGGCAACGUGAAGUUUCGGUGUUAAGGCCGAUCCGGGAGAGCGAGGCUGCUGACAUAUUCGGCAUCGGAUGCUUGGUUGCAGAGAUUUUUCUUCAAAAGCCGCUCUUUGAUUCAACCAGUGCUGCAGUUUGGCUGGAAAGGAAAUCACUUCCAGGAACUCUAAAUCAGCUUCCACCUCACGUUCGUAUUGUCGUGGAAACAACUCUCGCCGCGGACAUCAAGAGACGGCCAAGCGCUGAGAAGUUGCUAGAGUCACCGUUUUUCCCUCCGGUAGUUCGGUCAGCUUACACAUUCCUUUCUUCGUUUCAUUUUCUAGCCAGCAACCACGACCGCCUGUUCUAUGCAGCGAAAAUGGCUCAACAGUCUGCGUUUGCUCUCAUGGGACCAGUUGCUUCCGAGCUUUGUGCACCGGCUUGUUUGUCUGUCAUCGCCCAUCCUUACAAUGAUCUCGAUCCUAUGGCAGUAAUUAUCCUGCUGAAAUCUUUGCUUCAAGUUCUCAAGCAACAGGCUUCAAGGCGUCUACUUUUGCCAGUCGUGCAAAGCAUUUUGCAAGAAAACGAUGCUGAUGCUCAGUUGAAAGCUGGAUUACUUGGAUCUUCAUUCAUCAGAAACUUGAGACGACUCCUUGGUACACACGUGUAUUUGCAGCACUUCCACUCGCUUAUAGUGCUCAGUGUUCUACGUUCGCCCGAAAGCCAGCAAGCGAGUGCAGCAUCACUUGUUUUGGUGGAAACUUGCCAAGAGUUGGGAUUGCCAGUCACACUGAACCAGACAAUUCGGCCACUCUUGCAGUCAUUGGGACGUGACAUCACUGUGCAUGGAGUUGAUUCUCUUGUAGAAAUCGGCGAGAAAUUUGGACCAGAGGCAAUUAUCAAGCAUUGGCUUCCACCUUUGAACGGCUGAUGCCUUGACCGUGUUAAGUCGUCUCGUAUUGCUAUUGAAUCCAGUUUCCGUAUCGAGAGAGUUA
Molecule: messenger RNA, 2782 nt
Organism: Selaginella moellendorffii
Lineage: Eukaryota; Viridiplantae; Streptophyta; Lycopodiopsida; Selaginellales; Selaginellaceae
Product: protein GFS12
Exons: 10
Coding region: 1-2718 (905 amino acids)
Biological process (GO): protein phosphorylation
Molecular function (GO): protein kinase activity; ATP binding
Source: RefSeq, a predicted model, not a curated record